CCCCGCCCCUUAACCUCUGAACCUACACACGCGGUCUGUAAGACACAGAAAUGGCGCCCGCUAAUUUGUGUUUACUUAGAAUAAGGGUCAUGUUUUAAAGCUUGACGUUCCAUUAAUUGAGAAAAAAAAUACCAGUGUGGAAUACGAAUUAAAAACACUGCUGCAACUGUAAAAAAAUAAGCAAAAAUGUAAUAAAUCGGGCCAUUUAAAUAAAAGUAUACUCUUACUUCCGACAGCCUUGAGCGAAGGCGAAAACUUGACAGUUUUGGAUUCUCCACAAUCGCAGCUCUCUGUUUUUGUUUUCUUUGAAAAUUGAGGACGAGCAGGAAAGGAGCUUAUUCUGACUAAUAACAGGUUUUUAUUUUCUGGAGUUUUAAAGCACAAUGAUUUCCCUCGAUAUGAGCGCUGCACACGCCUCGUAAAAAUGCUGUUUUGAUUGAACUCCGCAUUGCCUCUAUUUGUUGUGGUUGCUCAUGGAGUUCUUCUAAGUGGCUUGACGCUGUUCUUGUUUCGCAUGCCCACCUGCUGAAGAACAUUUGCGCAACGCACCGGACGCCUAGCAAGCGGGGCUCAUUUUCUGUGCUUAGCAAUGACUGUUCGAAAGUUUGUCGCCUGCCUCCGUACUUGCGUCCUCCUAGGGCAGUGUGGCGGCCUACACAUCUCGGCUACCCGCCCACUCGUCACCCAAUCGGCCAGCGCCGGCUUCAAGCCGUCCAAAGUGGCAGUUGUGGCCAAAACCACCCGCUACGAGUUUGAACAGCAGAGGUACCAGCUGGCGGGGCUCACCGAAGACGAUUUGAAGCAACUGCUUGCAAUGAAAGGAUCAAGUUACAGUGGGUUGCUGGAGCGACACAAUAUCCACACAAAGAAUGUUGAGCACAUUGUUGAGAGUUUACGAGAUAAAGGGAUUGAAGUUCGACUUCUCAAGAGGCGAGACUAUAAUGAAGAAACUGUUCGAUGGGCCGAUGCGAUUGUAUCAGCUGGUGGGGAUGGCACAAUGUUACUUGUUGCCAGUAAAGUUCUUGACCGGCUAAAACCAGUUGUUGGAGUCAAUACUGAUCCUGAAAGGUCAGAGGGACACUUGUGUUUGCCAAUGCAUUACACAAACUCUUUCCCUGAAGCUCUACAGAAACUUGAACAAGGAAGGUUCAGGUGGCAGUGGCGGCACAGAAUCCGAAUAUACUUGGAAGGAACCGGAAUCAAUCUCACUCCUGUAGACUUGCACGAACAACAGCUGAGUCUGGACCAGCAUAUCAGGGCUCACAGAACUGACACUGAAACUGGAAGUGUAUCUGGACCAUAUCUUUUGCCAGUAAGAGCAUUAAAUGAGGUCUUCAUUGGAGAGUCGCUGUCUUCAAGGAUGAACUAUAAAACCUACAAACCACGUUUCACCUUCUCGCUUCAUAGGGCCUCAUAUUAUGAAAUCUCUGUGGAUGAUGGACCCUGGGAGAAGCAAAAGAGCUCCGGGCUUAAUGUGUGCACUGGAACUGGAUCCAAAGCCUGGUCCUAUAACAUUAAUAAAAUGGUAUUCCAGGCAGUAGAAGAUAUUCUUGACAUGGGUAAAAGGCAUGCAGGAUUAAAUUUUGAUCUGGAAAGGGAGUUAAUUGAAAAAGUUACAGAGGAGUACAAUAACUCUCUGGUAUUUAAUCCAGAAGAACCAAAGAUGUUUUUUAGUGUUCGGGAACCAAUUGUUAACAGAGUCUUCUCAAGCAGUCGACAGCGUGGCUUCACAAAGAAGAUCUGCGUCCGUUCUCGUUGUUGGGAUGCUUGUAUGGUACUGGAUGGUGGAACAUCAUUUGAGUUCAAUGAUGGAGCUAUAGCUACGAUUAACAUGGAUGAGGAAGAUGCAAUUUGUACAGUCACACUACAAGAGUGAAAUGGUCUUGAUGUCCAGGAAGAACGGCAGUAUUGCAUAUUUCAGGAUCUUGUGAAGAGUGCUUUCUUUUCAGUCAGAUGAAUGUGAGAAAGGCCAGCAAAAUGGACUUCACAUAUAACUAAGUACAUAGGUAAAAAGGACUAGAGUUUGCUCUUCCUCUUAUCUAAAGCACUGCAUUAUAUUUGAUUGAGUACACUGAGCACAACUUUGAUGGGUUUUUGGUGGUGUAUUUACUGUCUCUGCUAAGAUUCAAAUCUGAAGCAUCUUUUGAGCUACCCCACUAUCUAUGCAGGUUUUUAUUAUUACUGAUUCUCUGGAAAUGAGAUUAAAGAGAACUAAACAGAAAAAAUGUUUUUUUAAAGUUGCAAAUUAAUGUAUCUUAAAACAGCUUUUAUGAGGCCUGGUUGCCAAUCAGAAUUCGGUUUUACUAUUUUGUAGUACUAUAUGGCUCUUAAUCACUGGUAAAACUACAACUUCUUUUCUCAUCAAAGUUCUGUUUGUGUUUAGCUGCUUUAACGUGUUAUUUGCAUUAUGAUGUAAAACAUUUUUAUAUGUGAAAAACAUUCUGUAGAAUGAAUCUGUAGAAUUUUUGGAACAACCUUGUUAUAUCAGUGUGUGAAAGAAGAGACCAUUUCAGUGCUUUGUUUUGGUCGUCCUUUUUUUAUGGCUCCCAUUUCUGUCAGACUGCAUUAAUCUUUGCUUUCUAUCCUUAUUCCUUUCAUUUUAUUGAGCAUGAUGCUUACCAAUGCUCACAUUUUAUAUCUGCACUAAGAAAAUUUUUUUGUUUUUUGUUUUUUUUUUUAGUUGGCCUUUUUAUGUUCAGUAUUUUUUCCACCUGCUUGGAUGAUUUUGGGAGGCAUGCAGCACUUUAAAAAGUAUUUGGUAUGCCAGGUUCUUCUUCUAUGUAAUGGUGGUUGAAAUUCUAAAACCUACACUUGUCUGUUAUUCCCAUUUUACAUUGUCAUCUGUCUUCUAAUGCAAGUUUCUAGAUAGAGAGCAUUGUUAAAGUGAGUCCAUGUUUGCUACUUUUAAUUAUUGAUUUCUAAUCUUUCUGGUUUAUUCUUCUACAGUUCUGUUUAUGACCUGAAGAAGAAGAAGGGAGUUAAAUAACAAUAGGGUGGUGGAGCACUGGAAUUAACAGUGUACACUAUUUGGCCACCAAAAAAAACUUUUUUUUAAAUUGGGGAAGGCCUGAAUGACUUAAUUUAUGUCCACAAAGAGCCAGCAUGGUGUCUUUUAACCUUUUCUGUGUAGUUUUAUUAUUCAUCGAUCAAAACCUAAUUCUUCUGAACUGUUUUAUUUACAGUCAAUUGAUAAAAGGAUACAUUUGGUACUUUAGAAGUUAUUUUUCUAUAGUGGUAUGCAUUUAUUUUUCAUGAAAAUUUGCACUGUUAACUGGAGCUAUAUUUAAAAAUAAAAAUGAACAAUGGGGUACCAUAUGAAAAGUUUUCAACAAAAGACUUAAUAAAACUUACUGAAUAGCACACUUCAAAAAAGAGGCUAUAUCUACAUAUUGAUUUACAUCUGGAGAUUGUAGACAUAUUUGAAUGGUACAUUUGCACAUAGGUUUUGCAAAAAUAUAAUUUAUUUUUGUGACAUCUGCAAUUUAACAAGAGGUCCAGCUGUCAUUCCCACUCACUAUAUGUGACAACUUUUCACCCCCAGGGUUAUGGUUAAUGGCAGCUAGCUUCAGAUGUGCUACAGUUGCUGUUGUGCCGUGUGAUAUGAAAGUGUAAGAAAUAUAUGUUUUUGAAGGUAA
Molecule: messenger RNA, 3635 nt
Organism: Polypterus senegalus (gray bichir)
Lineage: Eukaryota; Metazoa; Chordata; Cladistia; Polypteriformes; Polypteridae
Gene: nadk2
Product: NAD kinase 2, mitochondrial
Exons: 12
Coding region: 590-1876 (428 amino acids)
Biological process (GO): NAD+ metabolic process; NADP+ biosynthetic process
Cellular component (GO): mitochondrion
Molecular function (GO): NAD+ kinase activity
Source: RefSeq, a predicted model, not a curated record